AUGGCAGAUCUUGGCUCUGAGCGGGAGGUUUUACUGCUCGGAGACGAUGAUGCUGGAGGAUUUAAUGUGGUUGUGGACGAAGGUGGAGUUGUCGCCGGACAAGUGGUGCAUGUAAUUGAGGCCAUCAGCGAGGUUGGCGGCGACCUGCGUGCGGGAGAGCCACGUGGACAAAACGGUGAAGUCGGGGUUGUUAGGGUUGCGGAGGCAGUCGGCAAGGUUGGCGCCGGGGACGUAUUCGUAGACGAGGUAGACGUAGUAACCGGAGAGGGAGGCACCGAGGAGCUUGAUGAGGCUGGUGUGGUGGGAUUUGGAGAUCUGGGCGAGGUGGUGGUGGAGGUCGGAGUCGGAGAGGGGGAGGGGGAGGCCGUACUUGCGCUAGAAAAUGACGACGUCCUUGCCGCAAAGGGAGCGGCGGAAGGAGGAGGAGGAGGAGCCACGCACCGACCAUCAUAG
Molecule: messenger RNA, 453 nt
Organism: Prunus armeniaca (apricot)
Lineage: Eukaryota; Viridiplantae; Streptophyta; Magnoliopsida; Rosales; Rosaceae
Source: the annotation of a GenBank genome assembly